Molecule: messenger RNA, 4375 nt
Organism: Pocillopora meandrina
Lineage: Eukaryota; Metazoa; Cnidaria; Anthozoa; Scleractinia; Pocilloporidae
Source: the annotation of a GenBank genome assembly
AUGACAUUUAUAUCCAAUGUGAUGCACAUAAACUCUGAUCUGUUUCAGCUGUUCGCAGAGCGAGCGCAUCACAGCAUUGAGCAUCCACAAGACAGUUCUACCUUUGAAAAUAUGUCAGACAAAACCAAAGAUACUCGAAUUAACAUAACUUCCAAUCCUAUCUCGUCAGAUUUAUCUUCAUCAGAGAGGAGUAGUUCUCGUUCAAGACCACAUCGCCAUCGCUUGUUACACAAAAAUGGCAAAGUAAAUUUGCGGCCCUACAGAGUUCCGCUGAAGAAAGAACGCUUUUUGGCAGAUUUCUUCACAUCUAUAAUUGACGCUAAGUGGCGAUGGGUCAUAGCGAUUUACUCAGCUGGUUUCAUCUUCAGCUGGUCGUUUUUCGGCACAGCCUGGUUUGCGAUUUUCUGGCUCCGUUUGCACUACGAUAAUGGGACCGUUUGUGUGGACAAUGUAGAUUCUUGGACAUCGGCUUUCUUGUUCUCAGUGGAAACUCAAACUACCAUUGGUUAUGGUGGACGACAGGUAUUAUUUUCUUCUUUUGUGUACUUUUUUUCAGUUUCGCUGUCCUCUAAAGGCACAUCAAAAUUCUGAGGCUGCAACACUUACGUCAAUUUCAAUGAUUAAUCAGUACUGCAAAGGUGAGCGAAGGGUAAGCGUCGGAAUUGAAAAAUACUAUCUGUUGCGGUAAUAGAAAACGGAAGAAGAAAUGACUGACUAAUCAUUCAAAAAGUUUAGAACACCUUGCCUAGGUUCUUUUAAAUCUAAAAAACCCCUAAAAUGCUCUUAAUUAGACAAAUGUUAAAUUCAUCACGCGACCCUCGAAAUUGUUUUUUAGGUCGUAAAACUACGCAAACAGGUUUUAUUACAGGACUCCAACUAAUCAUAGUGAAAAACUGACUGAUAAAAGAGUACAGCAGGUUUGAGAUCCUCUUAUAUAAUACGCGACGUGACUCCUGACUAAUAAUGAUCAGCUUUUGUUGACUUCAUACAAGCUUGGGAGCUCUAUGGAAUAUUGGAUAAGCAAUCAAAAUGACGUUUCUAAUGAGUAGUAUAACUUGAUACUGGUUGUCGAGAGAAACAUUCCGAGACAAAACCACGUCUCUCGUUGAUGAAGGACAAGAUAAUUAUUCGGUAAACUCUAAAUUAGUGGAAAUUAGGAAAAAUAAAGGAAGACUUGAUAUUUAAAGAGUUUUUACUUUUUCAUGUCGCCUGUGAUUGAUUAGAAUUUUGAAAGCUAAAGACUGUUCAGAGCUAACUUUAAAAAAAAAUUACCGGUUUACUUGUUGUGGCUAGGACAUAGAAAUAUUGGAAGUGUGAAAGCUUUUAGAUAAGAAAUGCGUGUAUUGUAAUUCUAUGCACAAACCAAUACUGACCGGCUUGAGGUACUUUUAGCAAUCAAAAAGGGGGGAUGGUAUCCUCUGACGAAGACAUUUAACUUUAUUUGGUGUUAAGAGACAAUUCUGACUGAUUAACUUUCUAGAGAACAAAAGUCAUAUCAAGUACGAAUAUACUGAGUAAAAUAAAAGAGGCUAGUGUCUCUAUAUUGAAAUACAAAGAUGCGUAAUGACGUCAAUAACUUCUUAUCGUGACGAUUCUCAGCAAUGUAAAAUAUUGCUUUGACAAAAAAGCCUCUUUCAACCAAUAAAUUUGCCUCACUAUUGGAGCACAGUUUAAUGAAGACUUUGUUUCCUUGCUAAGGAGCAUAUAAGUUACCUAGUUAUUGUGAGAACUUUGGUAAUUGCGUUAAAAUUAGCCUUCUGAGGCUCUUGGUAAGUUACUUGACGCGUUUACUAGUAUUGCACACAAUCGAGGGCUAAUAUAAAGCGGCAGGAGAAACUGUUUUUUUUAAGGGUAAGACGUGCUGCGGUUUUUUUUUUGUUGUUACUCUCGCUGUUGUGAGCCGGGAAAUUUCGCGAGGUAAAUUGAUUUCCAGCUUCAAAAGUUAAACGCUCUCAGCCGUCAGAUUUUUGCUGAAAUUUCACUCUUUAACUAACUUGUAUACUUACUGCGUAAGCAGACUCUGUUAAACACAAGCAUAGCUAGCCUAUUGACAAUUUAGGUGGAGCAGUUUUUCCAGUACUCUAAUGAGGAAAUUUCGUCUUCUUAGACCGUUCCGUUCACGGACGUCUCUGAAAAGUCAAAGAAGCUUAGUUUUGCGCGUCUAACCUUUUCCUAUAAGAAAUCGGGAGAGGAUGCUGAUCACAAUACUUUUUGUCGACAUGCUGGUCACAACACUCUCCGAACACAUCAAUGGGGUCGGAUCGACUGACACCAAGAAAUGGAAAUUUGGCUAACUUGAAUGCUUCAUACGUAGCGAAAUACGACGGAACAUGUGUGAACUUAAUUUUCUAUUGCUGACCAACUGACUGGCAAUAAAUAAAGAUUUUUAACUCCAGUCCUAUUUCGCCGAAUUUUAAACUGUAUUGACAUAAUGAUUAGCUGGGAGCAAUAAACUAAACACUGAUUUUAUUUUUCCGCCGAAGUCAAGCUUGUAGUUGUGGCUCUUACUAACCGAGAUUAGACAAGCUGACCCUCUUCUAUCUUAUUUGAAUUUUUCAGCGGAUGCAAAAAAAAGUGUUCAUCAUUAAUUUUUUUCUUUUACCGCAGAUAACCCCACAAUGCCCUGAGGCCGUGAUUUGUCUUCUGCUCCAGUCUCUCACCGGCUUUCUUUUGUCUACGUCACUGCUUGGCCUCGUUUUCGCCAAACUUUCCCGACCUCGUCCGAGGGGCCAAACGGUCAUUUUCUCGAAGCACGCAGUCGUGGCGCCAUACGAUGGACUCUUGUCGUUGAUGUUUCGGGUCGGCGACGCGCGCAAGAGCCAAUUGUUAGAUGUGGCAAUAUCUCUUCACUGCUUUUGCUUUCGGACCACAAAGACUGGGGAGGAAAUUUUAUUCUCCCAAACGGAACUUCCCAUCACAACUGAGCAUGGGAGCGAGGUCGGCGAACUCAUCAAACCGUUUCUGUUACUUCCCUUGACAGUAGUGCAUGUCAUUGACGAGCGCAGUCCGCUGUACGAGCUUGGGCCGCAAGAGCUUGCGAAUUCCCGUAUGGAAUUCAUUGCUGUCUUAGAGGGCGUUGUGGAAUCAACGAGCAUGGUUACCCAGGCAAAGACUUCAUUCUUAGCAGAUGAAAUUCGUUGGGGUCGGCGGUUUCUCCCAAUCUCUCUGCAUCGUGAUAACAGAACAGACCUAUCGUCUUUUGAUACAACAUAUAAAGUGAAAACACCUCAAACGUCACCCAAGGAAUAUGAGAGAUCAAACCGAAAAAAGAUAAAACAUCAAGAAUAUGAGAAUACGGCGACAGAAAAGACAGAGGUGGAAACUGAAAAUGGCGACUGUCAUGUGAGUGUUGAGCCAAUUAACGGUUCAUCGACCGUGAGUUCAACCACCUAUUGUCAGAAAAACUGUAACGGCGACGUCGCUCAGACAUAAGAUGUACAGAUGCCCGUAAAGCAGGACAUUUGCGGAGAACGCUGGUCCAGUCUAAGAAAAGACUUGAUCGAAGCCGCAUUGGAGGUCUUAAGAGUUAAUAGCGUUAACUCUUUUUCAAUCACUAUUCCGUCAGGAAUAUCCAAAGGAGGCUCAGCAAAGGAGAGAGAGGCAACCCAGGAGUGAACGAAAAAUUGCAGAAGGUCAAUUGUCGCUCCUGGAAAAAGAUGUUUCCCGCUUCAAUGACUGCUUAAAAAAUCCCUCUCGUCAAAAUGUUGUUAAACGAAGGAUAUAGAAAAACUGAUAAAAAUUAAAAAAAAGAAAGAACGAAAAGAAAAAAAGGAAAAGCUUGGAAAAUCUUAUGUGAUAGUAGUGAUUAACACGGAGAAAUUGGCUUACUGUUUAACCCUUAACCCUGUUUAACUCCCACGUCAAACUUGUAAUUCUUCUUACUGUCAACAAUAUGAUUCUUGUAUUGUUAGUUCAGAGAAUUUAGUAUUGGAUCAACUAAUUAUCCUCAUAUUGACAUUUUUCUUUAUUCUCAUCACUUAUCUGAUUGAUAUUGUGUUGAUAUUGUAAGGAGAAAUUCUGUCUUGGUCAGCCAUGGGAGUUAAAGGAUUAAAGAACAAGCAACGUAUUCAAGUAUUUAAUCUGAAAUUUUGUAAAUAAAAUUGCCUUGUAUUAUUGAAGUGAUCUGCUUUCAUUUCUAAACCAUUCUUUUUUAGUAAAAGAAAUUUUUUACUCUUUAUAUUGAAAUUGUAUGAACAAAUUUUGUUGUUUAUUUCUGGAGUAAAUAUUUUCUGAUUUGAGUGAUUAAUUUUUGUUUCGAGACGAUUUAAGCAAUCCUCAAUUCUGAUGUAAACUCUUGUUGUUAGCCGUUUAUAUAUCUUACCUGGAAUGUUUGAAAAACUAUAAUAAACAUCAAUAAAAGAUUUCAGUUGACCAG